Messenger RNA from Erythranthe guttata (spotted monkey flower), 723 nucleotides. The record is from RefSeq and is a predicted model, not a curated record. NCBI's taxonomy places the organism in Eukaryota, Viridiplantae, Streptophyta, Magnoliopsida, Lamiales, Phrymaceae.
AUGGGUGAUAUUAAUCAAGAUUACCACCAACGAACCCUCUAUUGUGAUCUUACCCACGUCGAAUUCACCACUCCAGAAGAAACUGACGAUCACAAUAUUCAACCGGAAAUCAUCUUGAACUUCUCUUGGAAAGUUGAUUUUUCCCAGUGGAUGAUUCCACAUGCAGUUGAAGAAUAUUUUACAUACACACAAUUGGUUACACGAUCCAAUGCAUCCGCAACCAAUUUCUCCUUUGGAGUGAGCCGCAUGCAGUUUCAGUGUCUCGAUGAAUUACGGGGAAUCAUGGAAUUCGAGCUAAGAGGCAUUUUAGACACUUGCGAUCUGCGCAGAAAAGUGGCCGAUCGUGUUUGGGUGACAGCACUGCCAAGCGUCGACAACAGUAUUCCCACAGAGGGCAGAGUUUUGAAUCUUUACUUCGAUGCGUUGGUAGAUAACCAACAUAUUGUAUUUGGAGAAAUUUAUGAUGACGAGGAAUAUAAUUGUAUGGUUCCCGCGGCGGAUUCAUUGAUAAUGUCGUCGUUGAAGAGGGUGGCCGUUGAUUCUGAUCAGAAGACUAGUUGCUCGAUUUGUUUGGAAGAUCUCUCGCCGGGCGGCGACAAUGAUUUUGAAGAAGCGUUAAGCAUGCCGUGUUCGCAUGUUUAUCACGGGGACUGCAUCAAGAAGUGGCUGAGCACUAGUCAUUAUUGCCCACUCUGCCGUUUUGAGAUGCCAACCACCAAUUAG